Symbiodinium natans is the source of this 1128-nucleotide messenger RNA. Lineage: Eukaryota; Dinophyceae; Suessiales; Symbiodiniaceae. The record is from the annotation of a GenBank genome assembly.
AUGCGAGUUCUCACGGACUUCUUCACGGAUCCGGCACAAGAUGCCAUGAAGCCGCAGGUUGUUCGCCACCUCGACUUUCUCCGUGCAGUGGACGCAGUGUUCGGGGCUUCAGAGCUGGAAAAGCAACCAGCUGUGAAGGUGCCCAGGCCUGGACAUUGUUUGAAGAAGCAUGGUCAAGACAUUAGCCCCUGCGAUGACGAGGUCGCUGUCGAACAGACACUGCGACGGCUUGCCCUACUCGUGAAGACCCGUGGAGUGAUCUUUUCGAAGUGCUUUCAGGACUCGGAACGAUCUCUGGAUACAUCACUCCUUUGCCCUCGAUUCGCGGGGAAGGUCACGGAGGCACAGUUCUGCAGCCACUUCCCUUUCAUGCAGGACAUCUCAGAACACGAGCUGAACCUAUUGCUACAGCGAUACUACAAUGCUGAUACCGGUGGUAUUAGUUACGUGGCACUGGACAAAGAAAUCCAGUCUCUCAUAGACGAGCCGUGCCAAGGGAGUGUGCUGUCGCAAAGCACUCGCAGUCCGAUGUCUGCGCGUCAGUGGGCCGGGCCAGCCACGUGGAGUGGCCGAGAGCCCAUGCGAGUGGCAGCCGGCCAGGAUCAGGAGCAGCUUGAUGCAGAGCUUCUCGCCCGACUCAAGGCCGAGAUCGCCUCCCGGCGCCUCCGACUCCAUGGAAGCUUUCAGGAAGUGGACCGCCUGCGUCGCGGUGCAGUGAGCAUGGGGCAGGCGAGAACUGUCUUCACCAUUCUUCGAAUCGAGCUCGAUUCCAAGGAGCUGGAGAUGCUGCAGCGGAUCUUUAAUCUCAACGGCCUCUUCAACUACAAGCAGUUCUGCAAUGCCAUCCUUGAGGUACCAUUGAACACGGAUGAUGCGGAUGAUCUUUGCCCGACUCCGGUCACGAAGGGAUCGGCCUUCCUCAAGAAGUCCGAGCGUGUGAGGGUACGACACCACUUGCAGCCUGAUGCGGAGGAAUUGCUAGCUGAAGCGGAGCUUUGGGUUGCUCGCCGGGCGGAGCAUUCUACCAUCAAUGUGAAGUCCCACUUCUUGGACUUCGACAGGCUUCGGUGUGGCCGUGUGAGCCGCAGUCAGUGCAGCCCGCGCGCUUCACUUCCUGCGUGUGCUUGA